AUGAAGAUUGCUUUAUUAUUAACUAUUUUACUCGCAUUUAUUGCAUUAUCAUUUGCAUGCGAUGAAUUCAAUCCAAACAUUUCAACCAUCGGUGAAUGUACAGCCACUCAAAAAGUAAGCUGGAAACCAACCGACAAUGCUCAAGUUCUCACUCCAGCUGAUCUCGAUCCACAAGAAUUAGGUAUGCACGAAGAACGUAUGGCUUACGUCCUUGCCAUCGCCAAACAACAAAAUAAGAAAUUCGUUGCUUCAAUCUACCACCAAAAUGGUACUUUAAUGUGUCUUGGUGUCAACACUGGUAAACCAAAUAUCAUUUCACAUGGUGAAAUCGUUGCCAUCAACAACUGUACUGCUUUACACGGUAUCACCUCUUUCACCAACUACACUCUUUACACUUCUGGAGAGCCAUGCGCCAUGUGCUCAGCUGCUCUUUUGUGGGCUGACUUCAAAACCAUUGUCUGGGGUACCUUCAACAGUGAUUUACUUUGCAAAAUCUGUAUGUCAAACAUCCCAAUGGAUUCCUCAUACAUCUUUGGCCGUUACUAUGGUUUAAGAGCUAGCCCACCAAGAGUUAUCGGUGGUGUCUUACGUACUGAAGCUGACGCCUGGUUCGGUUCAUACUGUAGCAAACCAACUUCAAUCUAUUACAUCAAACCACAAUGUGUCUGUACCAACACUACUUCACCAUUAAAGAUCGAUCAAACUCGUUACUCCUCAUGGUUUGAAAACGGUAAAACUGUCUCCCAAUUCGGUGGUAUCAUCACCAACACUGGUUCAGUAACCGUCACCAACCCAACCUUCACCUCAUCUCCACUCCGUCCAAACUCAAUCUGGGGUCUUGCUGUUGAUGAAACCAAAAAUACUUGGGCUCUCCAAUGGUAUCCAGUCAUCCAACCAGGUCAAACUUUCUCAUUCGGUUACAUCAUCGACGGUGAAGACCAAAUUGCUUUCCAACCAACUGCAUAA
Messenger RNA from Dictyostelium discoideum AX4, 966 nucleotides. RefSeq lists its product as hypothetical. The record is from RefSeq and is a predicted model, not a curated record. Gene Ontology annotation, molecular function: zinc ion binding; hydrolase activity; carbohydrate binding. The transcript has 2 exons. Lineage: Eukaryota; Evosea; Eumycetozoa; Dictyosteliales; Dictyosteliaceae. Bases 1 to 966 code for a protein of 321 amino acids.